This is a messenger RNA of Amphimedon queenslandica, 1510 nucleotides long. RefSeq names its product importin subunit alpha-1b-like. The record is from RefSeq and is a predicted model, not a curated record. Bases 30 to 1439 code for a protein of 469 amino acids. Lineage: Eukaryota; Metazoa; Porifera; Demospongiae; Haplosclerida; Niphatidae. Gene Ontology annotation, cellular component: cytoplasm. Gene Ontology annotation, biological process: protein import into nucleus. The transcript is spliced from 10 exons. Gene Ontology annotation, molecular function: protein binding; nuclear import signal receptor activity.
UGGGCCCAUGGGAUACGCCUAAUAACAAAAUGGCCUCCGCUGAAGAGGAUCCGAAUGGGAAUCAAGGAAAUUACCUCCAGUCCUCAGAUGACUUGGAAGAGCUCUCUAAAGACUCUCCUUUUGACGCCCUCCUGUACAAAAUCAGAGAGGGAGAGGAGAAAGAGAGAAUCACUGCUAUCAGACUUCUUCGUCAGACUAUUGAUCGUCACAAGGACAGCAUCAUCUCUUCUAGUGUUGUAUCUGAUCUUGUUGAUUGUAUGAAGCCUGAGGAAUCCACCGAUCUACAGUUUGAAGCUGGUUGGUUAUUAACUAAUAUUGCUAGUGGCACUCCUGAAGAGACUAAGAGUGUAGUGGAUGGUGGAGCUGUCCCAAGAUUUAUACAAUUAAUAGAAUCACCUUCGGAUAAUGUGCGAGAGCAGGUUAUUUGGGCGCUUGGUAAUAUUGUUGGUGAUGGUCCACAGUUUCGAGACAUUGCUUUAGAUUAUGGGAUAGUAUAUUCUCUCACUCCUAUUGUUGGUGAUACUGAACAUUGUUUAUCAGUUAGGAGACAAGCCUCCUGGGUAUUUUCCAAUCUCUGCAGGCACAAAGACCUUCAAAUAUCAACAGAAAUUUUUGAGGAUAUACUACCUGUAUUCUCUGAAUCAUUAAUUAAGGAGCAAGAUUCAACAUGCAUCAAGGAGUUGUGUUGGGGUGUGUCAUAUAUUACUGAUAACUGCAGUGAUGAGAGAUUGACAGUGAUACUCAAUACCUCUAUACUAUCAGACAUCAUGAGAUUAUUGAGAGAAAGAGUUGAUAAAGAUAUUAUUGUCCCAUGUGUUCGAGUCAUUGGUAACAUAUCAACCAGCACUGACUCACACACUCAAUGCAUCAUUGAUAAUGGAGGGCUACCUCUUCUCUCAAACCUUAUAUCACACGAAGCAAAUAAUGUAAGGAAGGAGGUCACUUGGACACUCUCUAACAUAACAGCUGGUACCCAAGAACAAAAACAAGCUGUCAUUGAUGAAGGGAUUAUUCCUAAAGUUCUUAAUAUAUUGAAUGGAGAUGCUGGGGUUCAAUUGAAGAAGGAAGCAGCCUGGGUCAUUAGCAAUCUCGUGAAUGAUUGCACUGUAGAGCAAGGAAGUUAUGUUGUAAGUCAUGGCGGAUUACAUGCCUUGGGGAAUUAUCUUAGUGUUGAAGAUGGGAAGAUGAAAGCCGUAGCCUUGGAAGGAAUUCAAGCAAUGUUACGUAUUGGAGACAGGAAGAAGGAUGAGGAGGAAUUAGAGAGUAAUCCUUAUCUUCCAUUGGUAGUUGAAAUAGAAGAUGACAUUAAGCAGCUAAUGGAUGGUGGUAAUCGUGAAGUGUCUGGAAUAGCUACUGGAAUAUAUUUAGAAUACUUUGAAGAACAGGAAGAUUCUGAAAAAUCUGAUAAUAUGAAUGACGAUAUUAAUAGUAACAUGUAAAAUACUAAUUAUUUAUUUAUGUGUUUUUAAUAAUGAUUAUUGUACUGUUGUUAAUGAUUACUGAAAAAGUA